Messenger RNA from Phytomonas sp. Hart1, 1611 nucleotides. Lineage: Eukaryota; Euglenozoa; Kinetoplastea; Trypanosomatida; Trypanosomatidae. The record is from the annotation of a GenBank genome assembly.
AUGGACUUUCACUCCAGCACAGUGGAGGGGGCAUGGACAGCAUUGCAUGGCUUCGCUUUGGAGAAGCAGCUGAUGCAAAGAAGCAAGGAUGAUAUGGUUCAACUUAUUCUGGAGCUUGCCAGCUGUCAACCAGAGGCCUCGGCGUUUAUUCAUUCCAAAAUUAACUUCUUCGCGACACAACAAGAGAUGAACGCGUCCAUGGACGUUGAGGCAUUUGGUGCGGUUGGCAGUGCACCUGAAGGUACGAAUCAAGCACCGAACUCGGUGAGUUCCCACGGUAUGUGUGAUGAUAACGGAAGUAAAUCUUACGAAAUAAAUGAUGCUCAUCAGCUCACUUCCUUUGAGGGGACAAUCACCAACAAUGAGAAUGUAAUCAAGCCUAGAGGCGCUUCUCACAACCAAUCUUCUGAUGAAACGUACUUACCCCGCGCGCUGCUCUGCGAAAAUCUUGGAACCUGUCAAAGAGAAAGACGAUUUUACGAUUCUGACAGAUAUUUCAGCAAGCCCUAUCCAAUCAACCUGAGCACCUCGCAAAUGCGACAAUUCUCAGAUGCACGUAAUAAUGGAGUCAUUUCUACACUAGCGACACCUAUAGCGCAGUGCAGCACAAAUCGUCUGUCGAUCACAGCUACAAACACGGGCAACAACAAGACCACCACAAUAUUAAAGAGAACACAAGUACGAUCGCGGGAUAAGCCUUUUUGCACUGAUCUCCACCCAUGCCUGCGAUGGUAUGGAGUUUGCCGCAAUCCGACUAAAUGUGUUUACGUAACAACGCCACAGAAUCUAUGUUUGAACUGGAUUCGUGCCUCUUGCUCAAGUGGUGACGACUGUAGCGGCGUCCAUCGUUUGCCAGAGCCGUGCACAUUUGAUGUUUUCAUGGUUUACCAACUGAAUCACGGGAUGAGACGUCAUGAGGCCUCGUCGUGGAUAACCUCACGGUUUUCACCGUGUAUCUUUCCUAAAAUUUCGUCUUCACUUGAAAAAAAUGCCAUGCAAGACGCGAUGACUCACAAAGCCUCGAAAAAACAACAUCAAGCAGAAGCAAAAAGCAACGCUCAUACAGUCGAAAAUUCGGCUACUCACUGUGGUGACACUAGUGCGGUGACGCCAUCUGUGAAGACAGGUGCCUCAUUUCUUCAUCCCAACCGAAAACGAAGCAACAAUUCGGACAAGGCUCACGCACGCAAGAGCCUCACGGAGGUGGAGAAGGUCAAUGCAGUUUCAGAUGGAGAGCCACAGCUAGAGAAUGUCUACCGUUCUUUAUAUCAGAGCUUCGUCGGUGCAGCUUCUUCAGAAAGCCCAAAUGAGGAACCUCAGCCGAAGCUCAACACGGAUGAAGAUAAUUGGCGUGAACAUAAUGCAGUGACGAAGACACGUAGUCCGUCGCAGGGCAGCAAAACACAACAAGAUCACCCCAAAUUAAACGAGCGCUACCCUGGCGCGGCAUUUGGUAUUGCAAACCGCUCUAUAUACAAAAACGCCAUCGAAGACGCUCCCUCUGCCAAAGAUCGCGACAACAAAUCACCGGACCCUGGAAUCCGAACCCGGACACACUCUCCAGAACGUGAAACCCAGGGAGUGAAUAAUAUAAUCAAAAAUAUAUUGUAG